GCCACUCUAGCACUCUGCGUCCCACUAUUUCCACUGCUUUCCCAAAUUCUGUGGCAAUUUUUCCGGCAUUUUCCCUUUUGCCGCUUAUGUUUUGACACAAUUUCACUCAACCUAAAAAAUGGGCCGGCGACGCAGCCGGGAGCGCGGCCAAGAGCCACCAGCACCAGGCUGUGAGAGCGAAGACGAGAACGAAGCGAAGCCGCAGAAGAAGGCCAAGCAGCAGCAGCAGCAGCAGCGACCCAGCAAGGCAACCACCCGCGAUAGUUCCAGUUCAUCGACUUCCAGCAGCAGCAGCAGCAGCUCCAAGGAGAGCCGCAAGAGCAACCACAGUAAUGCCUCCUCGACGGCUGACAAAAAGCCAAAGCAGCAAAGCAGAAGUAAGAAGGCUUCAGCGGAUCAAGAGCGGGAGGAGAAGCGUUCCAAGCAGACGGAAGAGGUUCAAGAGCAGCGCUCCAAGUGGGACACACCCGAGAGGGGCAGCGGUGGCGGCUCCUCCCAUCGCAACAGCACGCGGCAGCGUCAGGAUAGGGACAGGGACCGGGACCGAGAGCAGCGUGACCGGGACAGGGAACGCAACAGGGAUAGGGAAAGGGACAGGGAAGGCGAACGGAAUCGUAACCGAGAGCGUGAAAGAGACAAUCAAAUGCGUCGGGAUCGCAGUGGACGAGAGCGCAGCAAGGAGCGUAGACCACGACCUCGAAGCAGGGAUCGGGAGCAACAACAGCCAAGAGAUCGCCAGCGGCGUUCCCCAGACCGUAGACCAGCUCGUCGCAGUCGGAGUCCCCGGGAUAGAAACCAACGCGGACGUGACUUUGGCCAGGAACGCAAUCGUAACCAGCGACGUAACGACCAACGCAAUCGCAACGAGGACGAAUCCUACGAGUGGGGCAAACAGGGCGGCGACAAAGAUAAGCCACCCAAAGAGGACGAAGAAGAACCCCUGGAAAAAGAGAAACCUAAUUUUGGUUUAAGUGGUGCCCUCACCGAGGACACCAACAAGGUCAAUGGCGUUGUGGUCAAAUACUCUGAGCCCCCGGAGGCACGCAAACCCAAGCGACGCUGGCGGCUGUAUCCAUUCAAAGGGGAAACGGCUUUGCCCACACUGCACAUACAUCGCCAGAGUUGCUUCCUGGUGGGACGUGACCGCAAGGUGGUUGACUUGGCCGUGGAUCAUCCCAGUUGCUCCAAACAACAUGCUGCCCUGCAAUAUCGUUUGGUUCCUUUUGAAAGGGAAGAUGGUAGCAGCGGUAAACGUGUACGCUUGUAUCUCAUCGAUUUGGAGUCGGCAAAUGGAACGUUUCUCAACAACAAGAAGAUCGAUGGAAGGAAAUACUAUGAACUGAUGGAGAAGGAUGUGAUCAAGUUUGGUUUUAGCUCGCGGGAAUAUGUUUUGCUGCAUGAGAAUAGCAAGGAGGAUCAGGAGGAUGAUGAUGUCCAUAUCAAGGAUGAGCCGCAGGAUGUGCCGCCAGUGGAGGAAGCAGUUAAUCCCUAGGGAGUCCCAAGUUUUCAUUUUUAUUUUUUUAUGAUUUUUUAAAUUUUAAUUCUGCUCGUAAAGCUUAAAUUUAAAUGCUUUUUUGUAACCUUUAACGUAGAACCUUAAACCCAGAGAGAGGGAGAGAAAGAGAGAGACAGAGAGAGAUGAUAACACAGUUGUAAAAAGUCUUAGCGGAACACGAUUUUACGUGUUCACUGCCAACAAA
Molecule: messenger RNA, 1700 nt
Organism: Drosophila kikkawai
Lineage: Eukaryota; Metazoa; Arthropoda; Insecta; Diptera; Drosophilidae
Biological process (GO): miRNA processing
Cellular component (GO): nucleus
Molecular function (GO): protein binding; mRNA binding
Source: RefSeq, a predicted model, not a curated record